Molecule: messenger RNA, 2746 nt
Organism: Epinephelus moara (kelp grouper)
Lineage: Eukaryota; Metazoa; Chordata; Actinopteri; Perciformes; Serranidae
Product: polyunsaturated fatty acid lipoxygenase ALOX15B-like
Exons: 15
Coding region: 1-2079 (692 amino acids)
Biological process (GO): lipid oxidation; linoleic acid metabolic process
Molecular function (GO): protein binding; oxidoreductase activity, acting on single donors with incorporation of molecular oxygen, incorporation of two atoms of oxygen; iron ion binding
Source: RefSeq, a predicted model, not a curated record
AUGGCUGAUUAUCAAGUGACCGUGUCCACUUCCUAUCUGGAUGAUGCCGGCACUUGUGACCAUGUCUUCAUUAAGCUGGUGGGAAAGGAUGGUGAGAGCGAACGCACGAGGCUCAUGGGCUCCAAGGGAGAGUCAUCCUUCAUCAGAGGAGCAGUGUCUACUUUUACUGUGUCCUGCCCUGUCUCCAUUGGAAAGCUGGUCCGGAUAGAGCUUGAAAAACAGCCUUCCCAAAAUCCGGACAAAUGGUUUCCCACCAAGGUGGAAGUGAAAUCCCCCGAGGGAGACACCUUCAAGUUUCCCCUCUACUGCUGGAUCACUGACAGCGAGGUGCACCGCUUCAGAGAGGGAAUAGAGCCAGGCAAGCGGCCCUUCGAAAAACUGUUCGCGGCGAUCCUUCCCCCUGAGGAAGGCACCUCCAACUUUCCCAGUGAUCGCCGGCAAACUGGCAGAAGAGAGCUUCGCUUCGGAGGGGGAACAGACCGGAAUCAGCAAGAGAAAGACUAUCGCUGGCAUGAGCAUGCAGAGGGAAUACCCCACUGCAUGAAGGCAGAAGACCUCUCUGAUCUGCCUCCUGAGGUCCAGUUCUCCUUCACCAAGGAUGCAGAGUUUAAGCUCACUGCAGCUUUUGGGCUGGCUGAGCUGUACCUGAAAGGUCUGGCUGAUUCCAGAGAUAACUGGCUUGAUAUUGAUGACAUCAAGGGGGUGUUCUGGUGCAAACGGACUGACAUAUCAGACUAUGUCCAGAAACACUGGAAGGAGGACGCUCUUUUUGCCUACCAGUUUCUAAAUGGCGUCAACCCCAUGUUGAUCCGACGUUGUUCAGCUCUGCCUGAUAACUUUCCUGUCACUGACGACAUGGUCUUCCCCAGUGGUCACUUCAGCUUGGAAAAUGAAAUGGAGAAAGGCAACAUAUUCCUGUGUGACUACAAGCGUUUGGAUGGACUGAAAGCAAACACCAUCCACGGGAAGAAGCAGUACUUGAUGGCUCCCCUCGUCCUGCUUCACAAAACACCUGAUAACAAGCUGAUGCCAGUUGCUAUUCAGCUGAAGCAGACUCCAGCAGAAGAUAACCCCAUCUUCCUCCCUACUGAUUCUGAGUACGACUGGUUGACGGCCAAGAUUUUUGUGAGAAGUGCAGAUUUCAACGAGCACGAACUCAAUGUCCACCUGCUGCGCACUCAUCUGCUGGCUGAAGUGUUUGCAGUGUCACUGCUGCGCAAUGUGCCCAGGACACAUUCACUGUUCAAGCUCCUUGUACCUCACACCCGCUACACUCUGCAUAUCAACUUCUUGGCGAGAGCUAAACUAAUUUCUAAAACUGGAGUUUUCACAAAGUUUGCAGCCUCUGGUGGAGAGGGUAUGGUGACACUGCUGAAGAGAUCACUGUCCUCAGUGACCUACAGCUCCCUCUGCAUACCAGAGGACAUCGCUGAGCGUGGGCUGAAGGAUGUGCCGAACUUCUACUACAGGGAUGAUGGACUCAAGCUUUGGAAUAUCAUCCACAGGUAUGUGCAGGGAGUGCUCGGCUUCUACUACAGGCAUGAUGAUGAGGUCCAGAAAGACGACGACCUGCAGAAGUGGAUUGGGGACAUUUUUGAACACGGAUUCCUUUCCCAAGAAGGCACAGGAAUUCCACAGAGCUUUACCACCGUGGAAGAGUUGGUCAAGUUUGUCACCAUGGUGAUCUUCACUUGCUCAGCACAACACUCUGCUGUGAACACUGGACAGUAUGACUAUGGAGGCUGGAUGCCCAACACUCCCAUCUCCCUGCAGCUUCCUCCACCAAAAACAAAGGGGACAACAAGCGAGGCCACGAUGCUGCAGACAUUACCUGACAUGGGCACAACGGCUAAUGGAAUGGCCGUCAUGUGGUUACUCAGCAAACCAUCCUAUGACUUUGUCGCUCUUGGCAAGUCUCUGGAGAAGCAUCACAGUGAGGAGAUUCCCUCCUACUACAUAAAGGCUUUUCAAGGAGAGCUUCAAACGUUAAGUGCACACAUCAACAUCAGAAACAAGAGUCUGAAGAUCCCAUACACAUACCUGGAUCCAGAGAACAUAGAAAAUAGUGUGGCCAUUUGAAUAUCAGAAGGCGUGACCCUCUCAGCUGUUUCAGCCAAAUGCAGCUUCAUAUUCACAAAAGUGAUAAAGGGAAAAUCUGCAUGCUCUGUUUUAACUGGUACUAUGGUGGAAGGAAGCUACUGCAUGUGAUCAUUUUAUAUUGAUCUGUGAUUUAUAUAACCUAAUUGAUUUAACUGUGGGGAAAAUGUGGUUUUAAAUCAUAAUCUACAUCUUAGAUCUUCUUAGUAUGUUGGUGUAUAUACAGGGUCUCUUAUCAAACUCAGUUACUGUGGGGAAAAAUAUUAUUUUGCAUUAAGAUUGUAACACUUUAGAAGUAAACUGUGCCUUAUGACUCACUGUCAUAAUAAAGUAUAAAUAAAUGUAGGUACCUAUGUUUUGCUUGAUUUACUGCAUGCUCUGUAUCUGUAUGUUAGAAAAAUAGGCGAGUACUAGAGGACAAAACUUUAAAGUGAACUGUCUCUUUCAUCUCAUGUGGAAAAACAAGUACUUGUCACUCAGACCAAAGUAUGCUCAGUUUCAUGGAGGACAGGAGGUUCCUGUAACCACAGAAAGAGACAGUGCUUCAAUGAUCCUGUGUUCCAUGAGGGAGGUGUUUCUUUCUGUCCUUGUUUUACACUUUUUUUAUUAAAAAAAAAACAGAAAAAGAAAAAAAAGAAAAAGAAACAUU